AUGGGCAGUGUCUUUCUCCCUCAUCUGCACAGCGGCUGGCAUGUUGAUCAGGCAAUACUGAGCGAAGAAGACCGCAUAGUGGCCAUAAGGUUCGGGCGAACAACGACCAUAGAGUGUGAGGAGAUGGACGAGCUGCUGUUCAAUAUUGCAGAGAGGGUGAGAAACUUUGUUGCCAUCUACGUCUGCGAUAUUGACGAGGUACCUGACUUUAAUGAAAUGUAUGAACUGUAUGAUAACAUGUGUGUGAUGUUUUUUUAUCGAAAUCGACACAUAAUGUGUGAUUUCGGUACAGGUAACAACAACAAACUAGACUUUGCUAUAGACAACCCUCAGGACCUUAUCGACGUGCUCGAAACCGUGUUCCGGGGGGCAAGAAAAGGCAAGGGCCUGGUCGUCUCCCCAAUUGACUUUUCUCGAGUACGUAGAUAA
This is a messenger RNA of Wickerhamiella sorbophila, 429 nucleotides long. Its product is annotated as Spliceosomal protein DIB1. Lineage: Eukaryota; Fungi; Ascomycota; Dipodascomycetes; Dipodascales; Trichomonascaceae. Gene Ontology annotation, cellular component: spliceosomal complex; U5 snRNP; U4/U6 x U5 tri-snRNP complex. The transcript has a single exon. Bases 1 to 429 code for a protein of 142 amino acids. Gene Ontology annotation, biological process: mRNA splicing, via spliceosome. The record is from RefSeq and is a predicted model, not a curated record.